GUUCACCCGGAAAACCUCUGUUGCUUGAGGGGUUAAAAAAAUUGUCGACGGUGCUGCCACUGCAAGAAUACUUCCUUUUCCAACAAACGUGCUGAUUUGUGUACAUCGCAGAUAUGCCUGCUGUUGCUAAGAAGCCCGCCGAGGGGAAGAAACUCCCCGCGGUGCCAGAAUCCAAGCUUAAAGUGGCCAAGACAAUGUCGUCCGUCAAGGAUCGUGCGUUGAAGCUGAAAUUGAUUAAGAAGUCCAAGGCGCUGUGGAGGAAGCGAGAGAAUUUCCGCCGGGCGGAGAAGUAUGCUCAGGAGUACAAGAAGAAGGAGCGGGACAUUAUUGAGCUGAAGCGUCAGGCUAAGAAGGAUGGCACCUACUAUAUUCCAGCUGAACCCACGCUGGCAUUUGUCAUUCGUAUCCGGGGCAUCAACAAAGUUGCCCCCAAAGUUCGCAAAGUCCUGCAGUUGUUCCGGCUCCGGCAGAUCAACAAUGGAGUGUUUGUGAAGCUUAACAAGGCCACCAUCAACAUGCUCCGAAUCUGCGAGCCAUACAUCGCCUGGGGCUACCCGAACCUCAAAUCCAUCCGGGAUCUCAUCUACAAGCGUGGAUUCCUGAAGAUCAAGGGACAGCGUAUCCCAAUCACGGAUAACCUCCUCAUCCAGCGCAAGCUGAAGGUGAAGCGCAACAUUCAGUGCGUGGAGGAUCUCGUGCAUGAGAUCUACACGGUGGGACCUCACUUCAAGUACGCCACCAACUUCCUCUGGCCCUUCAAGCUCAACACCCCCAACGGUGGGUGGCGCAAGAAGAACAACCACUACGUCGAGGGUGGUGACUUUGGUAACCGCGAGGACAAGAUCAACGCCCUCCUCAAGAGGAUGAUCUAAAAUUAUUCGCGAGUUUAAAUAAAAAAAAAAAAAUAAGCCUGGACAAAA
Messenger RNA from Lutzomyia longipalpis, 920 nucleotides. It is a transcript of the gene RpL7, whose product is annotated as 60S ribosomal protein L7. Gene Ontology annotation, biological process: maturation of LSU-rRNA from tricistronic rRNA transcript (SSU-rRNA, 5.8S rRNA, LSU-rRNA). The coding region runs from base 114 to 872 and encodes 252 amino acids. The transcript is spliced from 3 exons. NCBI's taxonomy places the organism in Eukaryota, Metazoa, Arthropoda, Insecta, Diptera, Psychodidae. Gene Ontology annotation, molecular function: RNA binding; structural constituent of ribosome. The record is from RefSeq and is a predicted model, not a curated record. Gene Ontology annotation, cellular component: cytosolic large ribosomal subunit.